CCUCAGUUUUCGGUCGGUCGCCUCACUGUUGAGACGUAAUUUACGCAUUUAUGAAUGGUGUGUGGUGUGUCAAGAGGGGUUCGUGGUUCGGUUCAGAAAGAGAGGAACAACUAGAAACAUACAACACACACAAUUCCCACAAUAAUGGAUGGAUGGCGGAGCAGGCAACCCGAGCGGCAGCGAUUCCAACAGAACAGUUUCCACGGUUUGCAGCACCGUAACGCGGUUCUGCACGGAUAUUAAGGGCGGAAGUGGCCGCAACUCUGCGCUCCCCUUCCUUCGAGAUACUGGGAGAGGGAGAGCGAGCAGGAACAACGCAGCGGCGUAAACAUAAAAUCGAUAUUUUCGGAUCCAGCACGGAUAUUGUGUGUGAGCGGGUGUGUGUGUUUGUGUGCAAAAUAUUGGGCGAAACGCACUGGACGACGAACAACUGCGGGAUCCUCUGGGGAGGAAGUUUGCGAAGGUUAAGGAAUAUCCCGGAUACCUUCCUUCUCGGGGGUCCGUCGACGAAUUCCCAUUGGAUGUUGGAUACAAGCGCGCCCUCCGAGCGAGGCUAGGAUUGAGAAGGAGAAGAAGCUGUGUACGGUGGUAUGGUUGCUUCUCGAUGGUGUUGUUGUUGUUAUUGCUGCUGGAUGACGAUAAUACAUUAGCGCUUGGAGAAGUAGCAGAACCAGCAGUGUGCUGCCUGUCGUACAAGUGUUUGAAAUUUAAAUUGAUAGAAAUAGUCGCUGCAGAAGUGGUCUAAUUUGUAUUGUAUACACAGAUAUAAGCACGUAGAUGUAGGGUAUCAAACGUACGCGUAAGAAUUGCGCGAUAAGCAAACUAGAGAGUGUCGGAGCAGAGGAGGAACAACACACUCAAGUGUAAAGUGGUUCGGGUGUUCUGCCUGGAAGAUUUGCGAAGAAAUUGCAAACACAACAACACAGGGCCAAUUCUGAAGUGUAGAGAGAGAGAGAGAGAGCGUGGUGUGGCGCUUGUGUGUUCUAUCUACCUUGGAAUACCGAGAAACCAACGCUAAGAAAAGAGCAGCGGUAAAGCAACAGCGCCAGGCAAGGCAUUGUGUGUGGUGAAGAAAAAAUAUGAUUCAUGUGUGUAAGAAGAAAGUGGCGCAGCAGCAGCACCUCCAGUAAAACAGGAAGAAUCCGGAUAGAGAGGAGGAAGAAUAGCUAUUUAUGGGAUCUCGCGGUGCACGGUGUGUUGUGUGAAAACACCAGCACUUGUUAGGGAAUAAACAAAUAAUUUAACGCAACAACAAAAAUCGGGCCAAAUGAGGCCAUCGUCAAUAAUGCCAAAUGCUGGAAAGCAUCGGAAAAAGUGAUUCCAAAGUGAAGUAGAAAUACAGCAAAAAGUGCCCCCCCAAAGUUGCAGAAUCAGUGUCACAGCAGCAGCAGCAGCCAACAACGCCAAAUCUCUUCUGGUUCCGAAGGAGAAAUUCCAAAUGGUCAAACAUUUUUAUGGCGCUGUUAUUAUUUCGAUUCUGCCUUGUGUUCGCGAUCGGAUUAUUCUUUCUCAAUGGGUUCGCAAUACCACCAGUGUCAGCGUUCGUUAACAGCCCGGGCCCGGACCGGUUGCGGCUCACGGUGUCCCCGCCGGCCCAGGUGGUAAUCACGGCGACCAAGAACAGCCCCGUGUACUUGCCAUGCCACGCCGAGGCUGACGUCGACAGCCGCAAUGACUGGUCCAACUCGGAAAUGGACGCUGAGCUGGACGACGGCGACUAUGAGGACGUCGUCGCCGCCGGUGGUGGUGGUCUGUACGAGGACGCGGCGCUCGAUCUGACCAGCCUGGCACACGACCCGGUGAACCCACGGCACCGAGAUAACGAUCUGGAUGACGAGGAGGAGGAGGAGGAUGACGAUGAGGAGUACGAUGAAGAGUCCGAGCGGAGACGGCAGCGAAGGAGAAGACAGCGCUAUCGAAGAGCGCUCUACAGCGACGACGACCUCAUCGAGUACGUGUGGUUCCGGAACGGGUUGGAGUUCUUCAGCACGGCCUUCCAAAACCAGAACCACAAACAGUCGCACAAAGGCUUCCGGUUGUUCCCGAAUGGAACGCUGAAGAUACCGUACAACCGCCAGUUUAGCAACAUCUCCGCUGGGGUGUACCGGUGCAAAGCGAACCUGACGCGGCAUGCCGCCGGAACAAUCAUGUCGACGGAAUCGGUGGUCACCAUCGCUUACCUCGAGCGGCACAGUACGAUCAUCUCGGACAACAACACCGUAGUGGCUGCCGCCCAGCAACCGCUCGUACUGCACUGUCCGUUCGUGAGCCAUCCACCGGCCAACGUAACCUGGAUGGUCAACAAGACCCAGAUACUGUUCAACAACUACGCUCAGAGCGCGCAAGACACCAGGUACUACCAGCUACAGAACGGCAGUCUGCUGAUGGCCGACGUGCGCCUCUCCGAUGCCGGUCGAUAUCGGUGCAAUGCGACCAACAACUUUGCGGCGAAAGCCUUUCGCAGUUACAGCUAUGUGGUGAACGUUCAACCAGCGUCAACCAGCGUGAAGUCAGUGGACCGUCUGCUGCCGCGAAUGCAACAGCAAAUCCAGCACGUCCGAACGGGAUCAACACUGAAGCUGAACUGUGCCAGCGAAGCGGGUCGACCGCGGUGGACAUUCACACCCCGGCAGGGCAAGAUUCCGAUCAGCUUGGUCAACUUCACAUACCAGUUGGUGUUCGUAAAUGUUUCGAUGGACAAACACGACGGGGUGUACAACUGCUCAGUCGGUAGCGAUUUUCAGCUGUUCAACGUGACCGUACUCGUUCCGCCGGUGUUUUUGAGCAAAAUCACUUCGGUGACCUCGUCAGUUGUGGCGUCCAUGUCGUUCAACAGCACCGUCAGCGGUAACCCGAAGCCCAAGAUAACUUGGUUCAAGAACGGUCGAGAGCUCAAGAACAGUUACAUCGCUCACUACGACUAUCCGAUGCUUCGUAUCAACACCAUCGACCCGGAGGACGAAGGUCUGUACCAGUGCAUCGCGAAGAACGAAGCUGGAGAAGCUAGCAUCUCGAUGUACCUGUCGAUCCGAGAUAAAGACAAGUACCGGCGGUUGUACAAGCGUCCGGAGAACAUCCAGUGCUACCCGGUGGACACGACCAGCUUGUACGUCCGGUUCGAUCGAGGCAUGCAGCACAUCAACACGGAGUACGCCAUGUACUACCUAGCGUCGGAUGACCCGUACAGUUGGUACAGCUCUCCACCGACGCAGCUGAUCACCAACAACAGUCUGAAGAUCACCGGACCGGCAGUGACUCCAUUCCGCAACUACACCGUGUACUUGCGAGCCUGCUCCGUGAACAACGUAGCCGACGCUGGAGGUUCAGGGCCAUCCGGAAAGGAGCAGGUCAUUCCGUCGAAGCUGUCCAAAGGAUUUCAGUGCACAUCGCAAGGCGUCCCGGUCCUGUCGAUCUUCUUCCCAAACGGAAUCUUCAUCUGGUGGCCAAGAUUCCCGAACGUGGAACCAACCGCUCUCACCAUACAGUUCAAGCAGGUCGACGAUACAGAUCAAGCGCCCGCCUUGGCCGAUCAUAUAAACGGUACGCUGCAGAUCCUCGACGACUACAUCACCCACGAGGAGGUCGCUCCGCUCUUAAUCCCCGUCAACGUAACUUUCACGCAGUUUUUUGAAAACAUACCGGAGGACAGCGCAAGCAGCGGUAUCAAGCGUCGCCGUCGAGCGUUCGACAUUGGCAAGAAUCCCAAGCAGAUUUUCGAGUCGCUGACCGGUACCCAGAUGGAUCUGGAGAAGGCGGGUGGAAGUGCCGGCGGUGAGUCGGGAAAGCCCGGUCGCCGGAUUCGUCAGGUAUCGAUCAGUCAGAUCAAAGUGCCGGGUAACGUAACGGGCGUGCUAAUCCCCAACACGAACAAGCUGGUCGUGAGGAUUCUGGGAUCGGUCAGCCCCGACGGAGAGCCGAUGGUGCAGGACUACCGAUACAUCCAGUGGAAGACGAUCGACGCCGCCCACCGUCCUCCGGACACGGUCAACCGCUUCCAGACGGAGCAUCUUGACGCGCGCAGUGUCCAGUUCACCUGGAGCCGCUUCAUCGCGACGGACGCGAUCAACCGGUGUCUGAUGCUGUGCUACAAGAACGUCAACCACGACGUCGUCAUCCGCGGAGGCUCGAACCGGGUCAACUGUCUGAACAUUCCGAAGGAUGCGACGCACUACAACCUGGCGGGUUUGCUUCCGUUCACGCUGUACAAGGCGUUCCUCAGGCCGUGUCACUCCAAAGAGGCUAUCAGCGCCGUGCUGGACUUUCAGACGAAGCAGGAUGUCCCCGGACCCGUGACGAACCACAUGCUGGAGCGAAAGGACGGAAUCACACUCUCGUGGGGUCCACCGGAGAAUCGCAACGGAGUGCUUCAAGGCUACCAGGUCACGUGGAUAGACAAAGACAACGUGCACUACACGGCGAAUUUGACGGUGGACGCACGACGUUUUCACUUUCCGAACGUGUCCGCAGAGGAAAAGAUCAACAUCUCCAUUCGGGCUAUCGGAAGCACCGGAAUGGGCAUACCGAUCUAUGUGAAUCUUCUCAACUACGUGGUCGUCACUCCGGAACCACCCGUGGCAGAUCCCGUUCCGUGGGUGGAGAUCGCGAUCGGCACGGUGAUGGUCGUGUUCUUCCUGCUGUUCUGUUGUCUGCUGGUUAUACACAGACGGAACUGCAAGAAGACGCAUAGGAACCAGGAUGCAGCGAACACCACAACGAUGGCGCUGCAGGCGCACCACACAACCAACUGCAGCGCCGACAUCCACGAGAUGCAAACGCUAAUUAGGACGCCGGAUCAACUACCAGUAUUAAUACCGAACGGCAAAUACAAACAACCCCAGCAUUUGCAGAUCAUCAACGCGCUGGAAAGCGUUCGAGGGCCUGCCAACACUACCUCGAACGUCGCCAGCAGCUCUGCCAACGGAAAGUCGCACCGUUUGUCCUCCAACCCCAGAAAUGGACUCUUGCCUCACUCGAACAUUUCUUCCCUAAAAGUGAACUCGCCACUUCCAGUCCCUCAACCAACAGUAUCCUCAGGUGUCUUCGGUACCAGCACACCGUUGAGCACACUCUUGAACACUAGUAGAUGUAACCACGUUGUCCCAGGCGCGGAACAACCUCAGAUGUCUAUCGCCACUAGCAGUAAUAGUAUUUAUCGUAGUUCCAAUAGUAGCUAUCUCAAUGCGGCCGAAGAGCACAGCGAACCACGUGCUCCCGCGGAAGCUGGACUCAGUACGGGUGAUCCAAUAAGCCAACUGCAACCGAAACAUUCCUCCAGAGCAACAACAACAACAACAACCACUUCUAUGUUUACACCCAACAACCACCCGGCGGAACAACAGCACCCGGUUCCGCCCAGUUCCGCAGCUACCUCGACGUCGCUCUCGUCGGCGUCCAACCUCUCCGCCAACUCGGCCGGCUCGAGUGGCGGCUCCCCGACGAUAUCGUCCUGUUCUGUUCCCCAGCAGCAGCCACUACCAGUACAGUACAAUCACCCCUACGUGGCCACCGUGCACCGGAGCAAUCACCCGGCCAACGGUGGCCUCGGUGCGGCUUCUGUCUCCUUUCCUGGCACGUGUUUCAGCGUGACCCCAGCGGAGGUGCGAAUAACCGAGAAUCCUCAGUAUUCCAAAACCAGCAAACAAGCGGAUGGAUACCACCACGCUGCUCCAUCGGCCGUAUUGAACACUUCACUGUUCGACAGUAGCCAACGUAGAUUAUUAGAUUUAACAAUAGAUAGUAAUAGUGUAGAGCAGUACGACGACGAGGACGACGGCGGUGACGACAACGCAACCAACUGUGAUCAGAACGACGACGACUCCGCGUCACGGGAACUACCCGUGACCGGCCAGCUAACGGUACGAGUGGUCCGGCAGAGCUCCCCUUCGGAGGAGGGCGACGACAACAACAACGGUGCCGGCCGCGGUCCCAGUCUGCACAAUAACGACUGCCGGCAUCAGCUGGCGGCCCUCCGGAGUCACCACGAUCCGGUGGCGGUGGCGGCGGACAUCGUCGAGUAUGACCACGAAGAGGACGAUGACAAUCUGGAAGAGCUGGACAACUCGUCGGCGCUGCUGACCGAGAGUGGGCUCAGCUCGAAACCGUUGCACCAGCAGCACGCCUCCAGCUGGAACUUCCGGCGGCCGAUCGUCGGUCCGAACGGUUAGUUGCCAGUGUCAGUCGCCUGUAGCGUCGCACAACAGCAACUACAUCAUAAUCAUCAUCACAAUCAACAUGUUCUAAUCGACCCCCUCUCGAAACCUACAGCAACAACGCAUGUGAUCGCCAUUAUCGUAAAGGAGUAAGAUGACUAUACUUACACUGUGUGUGUUUAUUUUUUUUUCUAAAUUUAUAAUAUUUUGUUUGGGUUUAUUUAGGUUCAAGGGAUGAAAGAGUUCGCGUUGAUUUAGUUUGGCA
Molecule: messenger RNA, 6414 nt
Organism: Culex quinquefasciatus (southern house mosquito)
Lineage: Eukaryota; Metazoa; Arthropoda; Insecta; Diptera; Culicidae
Gene: plum
Exons: 7
Coding region: 1455-6164 (1569 amino acids)
Biological process (GO): axon guidance; cell-cell adhesion
Cellular component (GO): plasma membrane; axon
Molecular function (GO): protein binding
Source: RefSeq, a predicted model, not a curated record